Messenger RNA from Talaromyces atroroseus, 7674 nucleotides. RefSeq lists its product as hypothetical. NCBI's taxonomy places the organism in Eukaryota, Fungi, Ascomycota, Eurotiomycetes, Eurotiales, Trichocomaceae. The record is from RefSeq and is a predicted model, not a curated record. The transcript is spliced from 2 exons. Gene Ontology annotation, cellular component: nucleolus; small-subunit processome; 90S preribosome. Bases 1 to 7674 code for a protein of 2557 amino acids.
AUGAAUCUGUCGGAAUUCUUUACGGAGUUUGUUCGUCGUGUCAGUCCUCUGUCGGAAAACCUGCCUCAGGUGUUGUACCACGAAGAGAAGAUCAUGGCGCUAUUAAUUGAAUUCAUUGACAAAAGGGACAAAUUGUCGAUUGAACCCCUUCUGAGUUUGAUAUCACAAUUUGCGAGGGAUUUGGGCGUGCGAUUUGAGGGGCAUUUUGCAGCUAGUGUCACUUUGGUUGCAUCUGUCGCGGCGACUCACUCAGACGUCGAAGUCAUCGAAUGGAGUUUCACUUGUCUGGCCUGGAUAUUCAAAUUCCUUUCGCGCCUACUGGUUCCGGAUCUACGACAAUUGUUAAAUAUAAUGACUCCGUACCUCGGCAAGGAACGCCAGAAACCGUUCGUUGCACGAUUUGCAGCCGAAUCCAUGUCGUUUUUGAUCCGCAAAGCUGGACUCGUCUACCAUAAAAAUAAAAUUCCUCUUAACCGUGCAAUCUCCUUUCUGUUUCAGGAUCUUCGCAAUUCCACGGAGUCACGAAGCUUAGAUACCUACCAGGAGGGUUUGAUGGUCAUGUUUUCGGAAGCCAUCAAAGGUGUCAAAGGAGGUCUUUAUUCUAAUGCUUCAGAUAUUUUGCAGUGUUUGGUGGAUAAUGCUAUUAUCGGCGAUGAGCUGCAAUCGUCUCUAGCUGAAGAUGUGGUUUGCGGCGUGCUUACGAACAUCAUUCACGCCACAACUUCAGACACAUUCUCUGAGCUCCUGAAAGUGGUUUGUGCAUACGCUGAGACCGACAACUCAGAGAAUUGCGAUGCGCGUCUGAAUUUAUCUUCACAUCUUCUUUUUGUUUGUGUGGCCACCCGUAAAGCAACACGGGUUAAGGAUUGGAAAGUUGUUCACCGUAUCCUACUGGUUUUGUUGCAAAGAGCAUUGGAGCAGCUAGAAUCAAACCGUGACACCAUACCUCGAAUUCUUACCUCGAUUGCAUAUGCAUUACAACUUUCUCCAAUGGACGAGAUGAUGCCUUUCAUGCGGCCUACCAUGGAAGUUGUAUCCGACGAACGCCUGGCAUCUUUGUUUUUGCCCUUUUGCUCAACAUUCUCUGAAUUCGGGUCCGAAAGGUUUCAGAUAAUUGUUCUGCCUUAUUUCCAACGUUUUCUGGUAUCUUUUUGGAAGACAAAGGAGGAGGAUCUAUGCUUAUCACUCAUCCAGCUAGAGGAUGCUGGUUGCGUCACUUCCAUAUCUUCAAGGCCAGGUUAUAUCAACUGCCCCACUGAUUGGAGGACACAUAUUCUCAAAAGAUUGAAAAAUCCUGGCACGUCACUGGAUGAGACCGCAAUGCUUAAUGCCUACGCCAGACUUCGUACGGCAGUCUCAUUCUCCCAUGACGCCUCUAUCAUCCCACAGCUAGUGCAGCCGUUGCACGAUUUGCUAGUAGUAUCGUUGAAUGACUCAACGCUUGACGAUCAGCCUCCCAAUAUCUUCUUCUGUGGCCAGGGAUUUCAGACUUAUGUUGAUCUUGCAGACCAGUGCAAUUGUCUAGAUAGGUCGCUUUGGCAGUUGAUUUUGAAGACCGGAGCUCGAUUUACUCGUCGACUGACCUUCCUUGAGGCAACAUUCAACUACUUAACUCGAUUGCCCGGCCUUAUUACAGAGAGCAAAGAGGACUUAGAUUUGCUUGCAACCGCUCUUAUAGAAAACCUCACUUCACCUUCUCAUUAUUUGAGGUUGAUUUCAUUGAAAUUACUAUCUGAGUUAGUCAGGGUUACUACGGGGGACCCUCAGAACGCCAUCAGCACCGCCAUCGAGAUCGAGGAAAGCGAAUUAUCCCUACAGACUGCUCGAUUCCUAUCUAUGCAGGUCCGCAAGCUCGGCAUUCUAUAUCCACAAGUCAUUUCUCACAGCUGGCUCAGCAGGAUGGUUCCCAAGUUCUGUUUCGGUUUAUUUUCCAAGCAACUUGCUCAAUUGUGGACUGAUUCUGCUGAAACAUUGAAAGUCAUUAGCCAACAUACUGCUGGGGAAGCAGUAGUUACCGAAUUGUGUAUGCUUUGGUUGCAGCACAAUGGCGAGCUCAACAGUGACCUUCCAUUGGAUGAAGAUUCUAAAAGGAGCUGGUCUGAGUUCAGAUGUCCCAAUGCGUUAAAGAUCGAAGGAAUAAUUGAGGCACGAUUUCAGGCUGUCAAGGAACCAAAGGAAGUUCUCAUAGAAAGUUUUAACAGCAGUCAUGAAGCCUCGGCAUUGCUUCCGUCGUCUGCGAGAGCUCGUUCAUUGCUGGUGUUACAUACCAUUCCUGAAGUGGCUGAGAAGCGUUCUAGACAGAUCGUUCCUCUCUUCCUUCGGUGGGCCUCAAUAGAGGGAGACAGUGGGAAAAGCCAGAACAUUGACCCUAAAUCUUCCAAAACUCUCGCUGCUGAGGAGGAUGCGCCCAUUUGGGCUUACAAGGAUCGAAUGGCGCUCCUUGGAUUAUUUGAAAAGUUUAUUAAUCCUCGUUCUCUCUUCAAAUCUUCUGAAGUUUAUGAUGCACUCCUACUUUUAACUGCUCACGGAGACUCCACGGUACAAAAGUCCGCACUCAAAGGCCUUUUUACAUGGAAAUCACCGAAUGUUCGCCCGUAUGAAGAAAAUCUACUCAACAUCUUGGACGAAUCCCGCUUCCGUGAAGAACUCUCAGUCUUCGUGCAUCUCGAUGAAAAUGACAGCAAGGUUGAGAAAGGCCAUAAACCAGAGUUGCUUCCAAUUCUUUUACGACUACUUUAUGGACGUAUGAUCUCCAGGGCAGCUUCAAGUUCAGGAUCGGGUGGGCAAAGCGGACGGAGAAAAGCAAUUCUUCGCGUACUUUCUCAAAUGUCCGGGCCCGAUUUCAAACUCUUUGUCCAGAUUGCAUUUGGUGUGCUUUAUGAUUUGAAUAUGUCCAAGGAGGGUCGGAUUGACAACAAGUACUUCGACCUUGAGCUAGUCAGCGAAAGAAGACAGGUUGGUUUUCUCAAGAUGAUUGAGACGAUGCUUGAGACUCUCCAGAGCCGCAUGCAUGCUUACGCUAUUAAAUCAAUGGACGCUGUAUUUUACUGUCUUGUGCGAGCUUCCCGCUUGCUAGCCCUCGAUGCGCAAAGUACACCGAAUCUGGAGAGUAAAGCGUCAAUGCUACGAGAGAUUCGAAGCGUAGGAAUACGCUGCCUUUGCAUGAUUUUCUCGAUUGCUCCAGACAUUGACUGGACGCCAUAUGUCAGCCUUGUUUUCGAUGAAGUCAUCAACCCUCGACUUGAGAACUUCGCCAUCGAGAAUGCGCAAGGUGUAUCUGCCUUCCAUCGGCUUUUUCACGAAUGGGCUGUUUCUUCGAAGUCCAUAUUCUACUUGACGCGAUUUAGCAGCAAUUUGUUGCCAGCUGUCAUCGACACCAUGACAGUUCCAUCUGCGCGGGAUGAUGUGAAGGUAUACAUCAUGGAGCAGAUCAUACAACCAAUUGUCAAUCACUCCACUGGCCGUAUGACAGAAGAAACCGAGGAGAUGAGUGACAUUCCUCCGGAGACCAUACGUGUGGAAAUACUGGCACCAUAUGUGGAUCACAUUCUCUCACAGCUUAGUAAACUGUUACAAUCAAGCCCUGCUCGUCCAGUGCUAGUAUCCGCCGUCGAAACGUUAUCACUAAUAGCGCCUUGCGUCGAGACGUCAAACGAGAUUUCAAGUCUUGUGCGUAUAUGCACCUAUCUUUUACGUCAGCCACAUGACAAGAUUUCACCAAAGACGAAGUCAGGCUUACUGCGCACGCUGCAGCAUUUCGUACCUUUGUCUUCUAUAGAUAAAGAUCCUUCAUUCGCCGAAGAAGUUUUCUCUACUGUAUCUUCCCUGUUUGACUACUUCAAAGAUGACCAAAACCGGAACGUUCUGUCAUCUGUUCUGCAUGAGUUUGCCAAAUAUGAUCCUGAGUUGGAGGAGGUUAGUCUACUUUGUGCGGACCUCAAUGCCAUUGACACUCAGAAGCUUGACAACGUUGAUUACGAUCGACGGCUUCAAGCAUUCGCAAAGAUCAACGAGCAACUAUGGAUAAGUUUGAGUCCCAAACAAUGGCGACCUCUUCUUUUCAAUAUGCUGUACCAUGUCAAGGAUGAGCAGGAAAUUUCGAUCAGAUCAAGUGCCUCGUUUGGGCUCAAAAGAUUCAUCGAAAGGGCAGCACAUGGCGAGUCAAAUACAUGUAGCUUUUCUCUUCUUAGAGACGAUGUCUUGUUGCCAGCUCUACAGAGCGGUGUCCGUCAGCGGUCUGAACUGGUGCGAUCGGAAUUCGUGUCGGCAUUCGGCCACUUGGUCAGAUUGAAUCCUACACUGCCGUCUAUUCAAGAUUUACACAUUCUUCUAGUUGCAGGAGAUGAGGAAGCUUCAUUUUUCAACAACAUUCUUCAUAUCCAGCAACAUCGUCGUAUGCGCGCCCUGCGCAGGCUCGCGACUGAGGCAUCCAGUGGUAAAAUCGGCUCUUCUAAUAUAAGUUCAUUCUUUUUUCCUUUGAUCGAGCAUUUCGUGUUUCACGUGGCCGAAGACGAGACAGCCCAUAAUUUAGCUGCAGAAGCUGUGGCGACUUUGGGUGGAUUGGCUGAGUGGUUGGAAUGGAGCCAGUUCCGAGCCGUAUUCCGUAGAUAUCGCGGAAACAUGACCAGCAGGCCUGAUGUCGAAAAGAAUAUGAUCAGACUGCUUGGUCGCAUGACUGACGCCCUUUCAAAUGCCUUCAGUCAACGACAUACCAAAUCCGGCUCGGAAGAAGAUAACAUCGAGUUAGACGAUUCGGCGUCCAAUCAAUCGGCAAAAUGCCGUCUCGCUUUGACACUUCCUUCACCACACAAAAUUGCAAAUGAGCUUACAACUCAUUUCCUGCCAUUCCUGACCGAGUUUGUGCAUCACAAGGACGAAGCGCAAAUGAGUCUACGUCUCCCUGUCGCUAUAACGACCAUCAAGUUACUCAAGCUUUUACCGGAAGAAGACAUGGCCAUCCGCUUGCCAGCUGUUCUGCUUGAUGUUUGCUACGUUCUGCGUAGUAAGGCGCAGGACUCCAGAGAUAAUGCCAGGAAGACUCUCGCAGAUAUAGCUAUGAUCCUCGGUCCCUCUCACUUUGGCUAUAUCCUGAAGGAAUUGAGGACUGCAUUAGCUAGAGGCUACCAACUACACGUUCUCUCUUUCACGGUACAUUCGAUUCUCGUAUCAACAACGGAUGUAUUUGAGCAGGGUUCCCUAGAUCAUUGUCUUUCUGAAGCAGUCGCAAUCGUCAUGGACGACAUCUUUGGUGUCGUUGGCCAAGAGAAAGAUGCUGAAGACUACGUCAGCCAGAUGAAAGAAGUCAAGAGCAGCAAAAGCUAUGACUCGAUGGAGUUGCUUGCAAAGAACAGCUCAGUAACAUGCUUAGGGGCUCUCAUAGCGCCUUUGCAGCUGCUUCUGCGGGAAAAACUAACAGCGACCUUAGUAAGAAAAAUCGAUGAGCUUUUCAGGAGGAUCGGUCUUGGUCUACUGAGAAAUCCGCGUGCGGAAAGCCGAGACAUGCUUGUUUUCUGCUACGAAGUGAUUAAAGAAUCUUAUGCGGAUAAUAGCAAUUCAGAAACAACAACAUCCACAGAGUCAGCUAGAAACCGUCGAUUCCUUAUCAAUAUGCAAGGCAUGAAGCGCGGCGAGAAACGUGGAAGCACUUCCUCAUACAUCUACAAAUUGUCCCGUUUCGCAUUGGAUGUCCUCCGGUCUAUCUUGAACAAGUUCAGUUCACUCCUCACUGCAAAUAACCUAGCCGGUUUCUUGCCGAUUGUGAGUGACGCAGUGAUUCAGUCGUAUGAAGAGGUCAAGAUUUCUGCUAUGCGUCUUCUCUCAACUAUUAUCAGAUUGCCCCUGGCCGAGCUUGACCGGAAUGCUCCCACUUAUCUUGCCGAGGCUGUCAAGAUAAUCAAGGAGGCACCAAGCACUAACACGGAAGCUGCCCAAGCUGCGCUCAAAUUCAUAGCCUCCGUGUUGCGAGAGAGGAAGACAGUGGAAUUGCGAGACAAUCAUCUUUCGUAUCUGUUGAAACGUCUUACCAAUGAUAUCGAGGAGCCCGAUCGUCAAGGCCUGACAUUCAAUUUCAUUCGUGCUGUGAUGGAUAGAAAGUUCCUUGUUCCCGAAAUAUACGAGUUGGUUGAUAAUAUUGCGAAAAUGAUGGUGACCAACCAAACUCGGGCUGCUCGCGAUUUGGCUCGGGGUGUGUAUAUUCACUUUUUGUUGGAGUACCCUCAAGCGAAAACUCGAUGGUCCAAGCAGCUAGCUUUCCUCGCGAAGAAUUUCGACUAUCAGCACCGCGAAGGUCGUGAAUCGGUCAUGGAAGCAGUACAUCGGUUGUUGAACAAAACUGGAGGAGAUUUGGGUCAAGAUAUAAUCAGCACAUUCUUCCUGCCCGUUGUGCUCGUCAUGGCAAACGAUGAGACCUCAGAGUGCCGGCAACUAGCGGGGCUUCUUCUCAGCGAAUUCUUCUCAAGAGCUGAUCGAGAAAGGCUGCAAGUCAUGCUGAAACCAUUGCAUGCCUGGCUUGAGCAAACGGAGAACAAACAACUUGCAAACACUGGCCUGCAGGCAAUGAGGAUUUUCUUCGAGGCUGAAGGCGUCGAGAAGGACAAAGAAAGCCGAUUUGUUACUAACACUUUACCUCCCUUGAUCACCCCCAUCGUUGGUGAUACUGAAAGUGAAGAUUGGGAGACGCUUUACUUCUCUUGGCAACUGUUUUUGAAGAUAUGCAAGACUGUACCGUCAGUUGCUUACAGCAAAGAAUCCCGAAGCUUGUGGUCUAGUGUUCAAGAAUCUCUAUUCUAUCCACAGGCUUGGGUGAAGACUUGUGCGGCGAACUUGAUUGGUCUAUGGCUUGCUGAUCUAGCAAAAACGAAUGCUGCCGAUGGCUAUAGCAAAGUUCCUUUGGCUGGUGCACAUGGUCUCGAGCUCGACAAGGAAGGAAUGAUUCAACUUACCCGUGGCAGUCUUCGGUCAGUCCAGAUUCCGGGCGUUAGUGAAGAACUCGCUAUGCAGAGCGUCCGCAACGUUGUUUUCUUAAGCCGAUGUUUUGCUGUCAAUGGGGUUGAGUUUUCUCCCAAGGAGGCCCAGGAAGCACACGAGGACACGUCUGGCGAUGCAAGUGAAGCCGAUGCAGCAGAAGACGAAGAAGCCACUGGCGAAGUCACCAACGGAGUUGUAUCAUCUAAGAGUCUACUUCACUACAUCUUCCGUCAGAUCUCGGAUAUAUUACGUCGAGAAACGAUAUCCGGCAAAGCCAACGCGCUCGUGCCCAAGGCUGCGUCCAUGGCGCUUUUGGCCGCAAUAUGUCGCCACCUGGAAUCAGAGAAGCUAAUAUGCUUUCUCUCGAUCAUUCUUCGACCUUUACAGCAUUUGAUCGACCCCAACAUUCCUGCGCCUCGAUCUUCGGAUCCGGAUUUCCAGACCAAUUACAAAUCUUUGGUUACGAAUGCGCAGGAAAUCCUUGACUUGCUGCAGAAGAAAUUAGGCACGACUGAGUACGUCGCCCAAAUGGCUCGUAUUCAGGAGAACAUCAAAGCGCGUCGGGAGGAACGGCGAGUUAAGCGUCGCAUUGAAGCAGUCGCAGAUCCAGAGAAGUUUGGCCGUGAAAAGAAGCGCAAGAACGAAAGGAAACAUGUCAAGAGGAAGGAAAGAGGACAGGAAUUCAGGGAGCGGAGACGGGGCUUUUAA